Sapajus apella (tufted capuchin) is the source of this 735-nucleotide messenger RNA. It is a transcript of the gene RARRES2, whose product is annotated as retinoic acid receptor responder 2. Gene Ontology annotation, molecular function: signaling receptor binding. The record is from RefSeq and is a predicted model, not a curated record. The transcript has 6 exons. The coding region runs from base 130 to 621 and encodes 163 amino acids. Lineage: Eukaryota; Metazoa; Chordata; Mammalia; Primates; Cebidae. Gene Ontology annotation, biological process: regulation of lipid catabolic process; inflammatory response.
GUGGGAGGAGGUGGGGACCGCCCGCGAGAAGAGCGGGAAGAGGCAGGCUGCGAGGCCAAGAUUUCAGCUGCGGGACGGUCAGGGGAGACCUCCAGGCGCAAGGAAGGACGACCGGGGUGACACGGAAGCAUGCGACGACUGCUGAUCUUGCUGGCCCUGUGGCUGGACGCGGUGGGCGUGGGCAGCACCGGGCUCACAGAAGCCCAGCAGCAGGGCCUGCAGGUGGCCCUGGAGGAAUUCCACAAGCACCCCCCCGUGCAGUGGGCCUUCCAGAAGAUCUGUGUGUACAGCGCUGAGGACAUGCCCUUCCCAGCUGGAAUAUUUGUGAGGCUGGAAUUUAAGCUCCAGCAGACAGACUGCCGGAAGGAGGACUGGAAGAAGCCCCACUGCAAAGUCAAGCCCAAUGGGAGGAAGCGGAAAUGCCUGGCCUGCAUCAAACUGGGCUUUGAGAAUGAGGUUCUGGGCCGGAUGAUCCACUGCCCCACAAAGACACAGGUUCUGCGGGAGCCUAAGGAAUACCAGGAGAACCAGUGCAUCAAGGUGCAGCGGGCUGGCGAGGACCCCAACAGCUUCGGCUUCCCUGGAAAUGCUGCUCUUCUCCGUGGGCCUGCCCAGCACUGAGCUGCAUGGCACCUACAGGACCACUGCCAGUGCUAACCAGUGGAAGACCCCAGCUCCCAGAGAGAAGACCCCAUUCUAUCCCCAGCCAUGAUAAUAAAGCUGCUCUCCCAGCUG